UAUAAGACUGCAUUGCUAACUGUUUUUGUGCUUAUUCUUCGACCAUGGGGAACCAAUUUCUGUUUUUUGCUCUGUUGGUGCUGAUUCCUGCACUUGGAUCAUCUGAUUUUUUUAUAAAUAAUAUCAGAAACAUCAAGAAAAGAAAUGCUGCAGAUGCUAACAGUGAUGGUAUAGAUAUCUACAGCAUGAAAGUGGACUGUAAAGUUACCUCCCGAUUUUCCCAUAAUGUCAUCAUGAGUAGAGCUGUCAACAGGGCCAAUGUAUCCAAGGAAGCCUUCUUUGAUGUCGAGCUCCCCAAGACCGCCUUCAUCACCAAUUUUACCAUGACAAUUGAUGGAGUCACCUAUUCUGGAACUAUAAAAGAAAAAGAAGCUGCCCAACAGCAAUAUCAACAGGCAGUUGCAAAAGGACAGACAGCAGGCCUAGUCAAGGCUUCUGGAAGGAAAACUGAAAAAUUCAGUGUUUCAGUCAACAUUGCUGCAGCCAGCAAAGUAACUUUUGAGCUGACCUAUGAGGAAUUACUGAAAAGACGGUUUGGAAAAUAUGAGCUGUUUCUAAAAGUAAACCCAAAGCAACUUGUCAACCACUUUGAGAUUGAUGCAAACAUCUUUGAACCUCAGGGUAUCAGCUAUUUGGAAGCCGAAGGCUCAUUCAUCACCAAUGACUUGUUACCACUUAUACACAAAUCUUUCUCAGGAAAAAAGGGCCAUGUGUCGUUCAAGCCAACCAUUGACCAACAACGAAGCUGCCAAAAUUGUCCAACAACACAACUCAAUGGCGAUUUUCUCAUAACAUAUGAUGUGAACAGAGAAUCUCCAGGUGAUCUACAGAUUGUCAAUGGGUAUUUUGUGCACUUCUUUGCACCAAAAAACAUUUCACGUUUGUCUAAGAACAUUAUUUUUAUAAUUGAUGUUAGUAUUUCAAUGUCUGGAAGAAAACUACAGCAGACAAAAGAUGCACUGCUAAAAAUACUGGAAGAUAUAAAAGAAGAUGACUAUCUGAAUUUUGUAUUGUUUGGUGAUGAAGUGCAUAAAUGGAAAGAUACUUUAAUCAAAGCCACUCCUGAGAACCUGGAUGAAGCAAGACGUUAUGUUCAAAACAUUGGCAUAGCUGGAUGGACAAAUCUUCAUGGUGGCUUGUUGACUGGAAUUGAAAUGCUCAAUGAAGCUCAUAAAAAUGGUUCUCUCCCUGAAAGAAGUGCUUCCUUGAUUAUCAUGUUAACAGAUGGUCGUCCCACUAAAGGUGAAAGAAACACCCAAAUAAUUAUAUCUGAUGUCAAAAAUGCAAUUCAAGGGAAAUACCCUUUAUAUAAUCUUGGGUUUGGUUAUGAUCUCGACUACGCUUCUUUAGAAAGAAUGGCAGCUGAUAAUAACGGGUUGGCUCGUCGAAUUUAUGAGGAUUCCGAUUCAGCCUUACAAUUACAGGGGUUUUAUGAUGAGGUAGCCAACCCUUUACUCACAGAAGUAGAGUUAAAAUAUCCGGAAAAUGCCAUCUCCGAUCUGACACAAAAUCAUUUUAAGCACUACUAUGAUGGUUCUGAACUUGUUGUGGCUGGACGUAUUACAGACAAUGACCUCAACAGUAUUAUUGCCGAGGUGAAAGCUCAUGGGGCAGAAGACAAUAUGACCUUUACCGAACAAGCAGAUGUUGAAGGAACAGCUAAAGGUUUUGAGGACCAACAGUACAUCUUUGGGGAUUAUAUUGAGAGACUCUGGGCAUAUCUCACCAUUCAACAGCUUCUGGAAAAACGGAAUGCCGCAAAAGGAGAUGAAAAGGCAAAUCUUACUGCUCAAGCCCUGGAACUGUCUUUAAAAUAUAAAUUUGUGACUCCUUUGACAUCCAUGAUAGUCACAAAACCAGAAGACAAUGAGGAUAAGGCCGCUCUUGCAGACAAACCUCUAGAAGCUGAGGCAUCAGCAUCACCUGUUGUUCCAUCAUACAGUAGUCCAGCCACCAGUCACAUGUAUACUAGUGUUGAUGGAGAUCCACACUUCAUUAUAGAUGUGCCCCUUAAAGAAGAUGCUCUUUGCUUUAACAUUAAUGAAGAUCCAGGUGUAGUAUUAAACCUCAUUAGAGACCCAUCUACAGGUAUUACUGUAAAUGGGCAGCUUGUGGGAGACAAACAGAGCAGUAAUGAUGCCGGUCCACACAAUACUUACAUUGGAAGACUUGGGAUUCUAAACACGCAAUUGAACAUGAAACUUGAAAUCACUCCUGAGAAAAUUACUCUCCAAAAUGGCACAAAGCAGAUGAGUUUCACAUGGCUUGAUGAAGUCACCUUACGACAUCCAGGCUUGACUUUAAAAAUUAUCCGGAAAAAAAGUUUGGAAGUUUCAAUGGGAGAUGGAGCGACGUUUGUAGUGGUUUUGCAUCAGGUCUGGAGAAAACAUGCGACACAUGGAGAUUUUCUGGGGUUCUAUACAAUUGACAGUCACAAGUUGUCUGAAUAUACCCAUGGCUUAUUAGGGCAGUUUUUCCAUCCAAUUGACUUUAGCAUACUUGAAGUACAUCCUGGGUCUGAUCCUAAGAAACCAGAUGCUACCAUGAUAGUGAAAAAUAACCAGCUGACAGUGACUAGGGGCUGGCAGAAAGACUACACCGAAGAUUCAAAGCAUGGCACAAAUGUCCCCUGUUGGUUUAUUCACAACAAUGGAGAAGGGCUAAUUGAUGGCGCAUACACUGAUUAUGUUGUUUCCAGCCUGUUUUAGCACAAGGAGAUGUCCCUCUCAGCUACAGCACUUUGAAAUGAUAGAAUGUAACUAUUCUACAUCACCAGUAUUUACUGAAUAUAAAUUUCAGAACAGAUCACUGUUCUGUGUUUCCUACUUUAGUACAACACUGCUGUCUAUCCUUGCAAUAUGUCAUGUAGCUAGAAUUUGUCUCUUACAAUACAAUGGGUUGUUAUCACCUCA
Molecule: messenger RNA, 2912 nt
Organism: Sceloporus undulatus (fence lizard)
Lineage: Eukaryota; Metazoa; Chordata; Lepidosauria; Squamata; Phrynosomatidae
Gene: ITIH3
Product: inter-alpha-trypsin inhibitor heavy chain 3
Exons: 21
Coding region: 45-2708 (887 amino acids)
Biological process (GO): hyaluronan metabolic process
Molecular function (GO): serine-type endopeptidase inhibitor activity
Source: RefSeq, a predicted model, not a curated record